AUGUUCACCCAGGUCCUUACCGCUCUCUUCGCUGCCUCUGCUGUCCUUUCCGCUCCCGUGGAGUUCGGAAAGCGAUCCUCCAACGAGACCAUGACUGGUGGCCGCGCCACUUACUACACCGUCACCGGUACCGGCUCCGCUUGCGAGUUGACCGUCACCGACGAGGACUUCAUUGUCGCUCUUAACAAGCCUCAAUACACCUCCGUCGACAACCACUACUGUGGCGAGUACGUCACCAUCACCAACACCGACAACGGUAACACCGAGACUGCCUACGUCGCCGACGAGUGCCCCGAGUGCAAGUGGGGUUCCCUCGACAUGAGCCCUGCUCUCUUCUCCGCCCUCGCCGACGGCGACUUUGACCUCGGUGUCUUCCCCAUCUCUUGGGUCUGGGGCUCCGACAACUCCACCACCUACAACUCUACCUCCAACUCCACCUCUUCCGCCUAA
Cryptococcus wingfieldii CBS 7118 is the source of this 450-nucleotide messenger RNA. RefSeq lists its product as hypothetical. The record is from RefSeq and is a predicted model, not a curated record. The transcript is spliced from 3 exons. The coding region runs from base 1 to 450 and encodes 149 amino acids. NCBI's taxonomy places the organism in Eukaryota, Fungi, Basidiomycota, Tremellomycetes, Tremellales, Cryptococcaceae.